AAAGAUUUUAAAAAACGGUCCUGCUAGGGGUACACCACAAUGUACCCCAUAUUGCACACCAUGUCACCAUAUACCCCCACUCCCCUACCUCUACUUUUCCUUUCCUACAAUCCACUCCCUCCCACUUUCUCCCUCACUACUAUGUCCAAUCUUUUUCUCAAUUUUCUCAUUCAUUAAUCAUCUUUGCUUUCUAAAUUUUCCUUCUUCAAUCACCUACUGUCGGCACACCUUCCUUGAUGAUCGUUUGUCCCCAUGGAGGCAAAUCUAAGGUCGUAAGAAUGGGAAUCUGACUUCAUCGUCGGACUAGAUAUCGGAGUGCACCAGUAGACUCAAAACCUGACUUCAUUUUCAACUCGCAAGAUUUGAAAUCCGAGUCCGUCGUCAAACUGCUCUUCAUCUGGUCAUAGAUUCUUCUCACACCAAUUCAUCAAAUUUCUGAGGUGAAGAAGUGUGUGUGUUGCAAUGGAUCUAGAACAUCCGAUGUCCCCUACCUUAGCAAGUAAGUUACAUUAGACCCUUCCUUUGGAAAAAGUUGAGGUUGGGGAGAAGGUCAUCAUCCCGAUUGAGGGAUAUCCUUCUCUUGAGGAAGACUGGGGGCAUUGCUUAGUGGGCUGCUUCACGGGCCGUUUCCCGGGCAUCAAAGCCAUAGAGGAUCUCAUUACCUCAUGGGGCGUACAAUGUAAGCUCCUCCCUCACGAACGGGGCUGGGUCCUUUUCCAGUUCCUUAGUGAUGAAGACCGAAGGAUUGUUCUCCAAAAUGGGCCUUACCAGCUCUUUGGUAAGACUCUAUUACUUCGCAUUCUUCCGGAGGACUUUCGCUUCAACUUUGAUGCCUUCAUGACGGUUGAUGUGUGGGUUAAGUUUGUUAACGUCCCAUUGCGAUGUUCAAAUAAAAUUGCACUUCAAUGUUUGGGGUCGAGAGUGGGAACCCCCAAGCGGACUGACCAAGGUACAAAGAGACGGGGGAGGAUUAGUUUUUGCAGGAUGUUGAUCCAGGUGGACAUGUCUAAAGAGCUACCUACCUCCUUUGAGGUUAGCCUACCAGAUGGGGGCACUUACAUCCAGAAGGUUGUGUAUGAGGGCCUCCCAAAAUAUUGUUUUCAUUGCAAGAAAUUUGGGCACAACCUUCUAGAUUGUAGGGUUCUCCGGGCCCUUCGUCUCAGAAAAAACAGGGAUUUUGUUGGCAAAACGUCCAAGCGCACGAUGGGGAAAGGUAAGCACGUUGUUGAGGGUGAUAAUUCCACUACCUCUAGUGGUCAAACCUCCAACAAAACAAGGAGAAACCAGGCUGGAAACACUGCUGUGGCAGGCACAGAGGCCACUGCCAGCGUUGCUGCCAGGCCCAAAACAGCAUCCCAGUCCCUGCCUCCCAAACCUGCUGCCGUGCCUAGUGUGCUGGAUGAGAGUGGCGCUGAGGGGAACUGCCCAGGACCUACUGCCAAGCCCGUGGAAGAGGGUAAUAUCCUGGUCCCUGAAGCAAACCAGAAGAAGAAGAAGAAAAACGGUGAAACACCAAGCAAAGCUGCGAAUGUUGAGCUACCUUGUGCCGAACCCCGAACAUCUUUGAAAGCUGUGGAUGGGUUGAAUAAAGACCAAACCACCAGCAAGAAGGGGGAUCAACGCAGGGGGAAGGCCAAACAAUCAGCUGGCCUUGAGGACAUCAACCACGGUCUUGACGCCGGUCCCUCCUCCACGACGCCAAAGGAUAUUGCCGCUGCCAUUCCAGUGGCUAAAACUGCUGCACCUACGGCUGGACAGGGGGACACACCAGUGCUGUCAAACGCUGGUAAGGAAGGCAAUGCAACACCCAAAGAUGUACCCAAGGCAUGGAAACCGCCGUUCAAGGCAUUGAAGCCUCCCAAAUCUGAUAGCCCUGAUUUCAUGCGGCUUUGGAGGGAAAAAAAGGAGCUUCUUGAUGGGGAAAACAAAAAGAUUGCGGACAACCAUAAUGUGCAUAAGGAACUAGCCGUUUUCAACACAAAACACUAUGGGAGACCGGAAUGGUGAACCAUCUACGUUUCCUAUUGUAUUGUGCUAGUUAAUGCUUAUUCCUUGAUCUUGACACGAGUUGUCUUUGAUUUUAUAGGGGUAUGCCCCGGUGCAUUGUAUGUUUACUUUGUGAUUGUACUUUGUAAUGACUCUUGGAUUUUAAUAAUUUACAUUUUAUCCU
This is a messenger RNA of Cuscuta campestris, 2170 nucleotides long. NCBI's taxonomy places the organism in Eukaryota, Viridiplantae, Streptophyta, Magnoliopsida, Solanales, Convolvulaceae. The record is from the annotation of a GenBank genome assembly.